Molecule: messenger RNA, 663 nt
Organism: Effrenium voratum
Lineage: Eukaryota; Dinophyceae; Suessiales; Symbiodiniaceae
Source: the annotation of a GenBank genome assembly
AUGAGCGCAUCGCUGGCUGCCGGGCUGUCCUUCUCCGUGGCCACAAUGGCCAAGUCUGCCAAGAUGGUGCCGGUGAUGUUGGGCUCGCUGCUGCUGGGGAAGCUGACCUUUAGCCCAAGGCAGAUCCUUCAAGCGGCGGCCAUUGUAAUGGGUACAGGACUCGUCUCUUUUGCAGAGGGACGGAACAAGAAGAGUGGUGAAAGCACAAAGCUGGGCUUGCUCUUCAUUGCGAGUGCCCUUUUCUUUGACGGCCUCAUUACCGGCGUUCAAGAAAGACUGAAGGUCCAAUGCAAGAGUGAAAACAAGAAGGUCCGGCAAUACGACCUGAUGUUCUGGAGCAAUCUCUACAUGGCAGGGGCGUCGCUGGCCUUCGCAGCCCGGCGGGAGCUGCGGGAGGGCUCCAGCUUCUUGCUGCAGAACCCCUUGCUGGCGAGGAAGAUCUUCAACCUCUGCCUUUGUGGCGCUUUGGGGCAGGCCUGCAUUUUCCACACCAUCGCGCACAUUGAUGGGGUGGUUUGCUCAGCCAUCACUACCACGCGGAAGCUCCUGUCGGUGCUGAUCUCUGUGGCGGAAGGCGAUGGCUUGCCGCUCUGGGGCUGGCUGGGCGUGGCUGUCUCCACUCUGGGCAUUGGAGGCGAAAUCGUCGCGCACAGGAGGAGCUAG